GUGAUUUGUUGCGUCGAGUGGCGAAACAGCCUUUUUUUUUUUUUUAAUAGAUAGCCUGAAGAGAUCAAGUCUAUUUAAACGAUCUCCCUUUCUCUCUUCAUCCGUCUGGGAGCGAUCGAGGCGACGACAGACGUUGCUUCUCUCGUAAGCGAGCUUCAGCAUUGACUGACAGAAGCAGCAAUGAUCUCGGGGACAACAACGUUCCUCUGUGUUCCUCUUCUUCUUCUUCUUCUCACAUCCCUGGAUGCGAGCAGCGGCUACGUCAUAGAGGACGACCCCCACAGUCCCUACAACCACGGCGAACCCUUCUUCCAAAAUGUCCAUCCGCGGGGGCUUCCAGACCCUCUGGAGGAUGUUGCCGAUGGCCGCCGCCUGCAUCCUGCCCUUUCCCUAAAUAAGCAUUCCGAGAUUCACGACGGAGUUCCUGAGGGCGGGAGUGGAACUGGAGCUAACGAGGGAGCACCGAAAUCACGUCAAGGGGCGUCUCCUCUGACGAGGUUCUCGUUUCCUGACAGGGGACUGCAGAGAGCAGCAGCGGCCGCUUCUGUCAGCAUCCUUGAAGGUCACUGGGCCAGAAUGAAGUCCAAGAUCGAAACGCAAGACGCCGAAGGACCACCCAACACUGAUCUGUGGGAUCUGCUUCUGUUUGUGAUGAGAUCAGAUCUGUAUCUACCCUCGACGGACAGAACUUUGGUGCAGAGCGAGCAGUGUGUCAGAGAUGUGGAAACCAUUUACAAACCCGACACUGAGGAGCAGUGGUCGACGGCUUUCAGAAUUGUAGACAGUUGGGGCAAGAUGCCUGACGGGCUGCUCUGGGGCAACAUCCAGGCUGCUGGGGCAUUCGAUGAGUGUCUUUCCAUCCGGGGGAACAGCAGCAGCAGCAACACUUCAUCGACAAGUGAUGAUGUGUUGAGCAGCUUCAAGGGGAAGUACUGCUCCAUCUCCCUAAAGGACAGCGUGAACUCGGGAAAUGUCACGACGGCUGUGAGGAUGCCUGGUCUGCAGGCCUCUGGCUUCCCUUCCCUCUAUACGAUGUAUGGAACAUGCAUGCCCUCUUCCUGUGUGCAGGAGGAUCUUCUCAUCAGCUUGAACGAAGCGCUGUCAAAGAGCAACAAGUCAGUGGCUCAACUCUACUGUCAGACCGAUGACCCUCCGCCACUCCAUUUCACACCUGGGCUGGUUGUUAUGAUAUGUCUCCUCUCGCUGUUCGGACUCCUGCUUCUGGCUGGCGCCGCCCUCGACUGCUGGAUCGACUUCUCGGGGAAGAAGGAGAUGCGACAAGGUCCUCUGAAGUAUCUGCUGGCGUUCUCGCUCACGACGAAUCUGCAGAAGAUGUUCCACAUCAACACUGCUGGGAGUCAGGAGGCCAUCACUUGCCUAUACGGAAUGAGGGUGCUAUCAAUGGCGUGGGUUGUUUGGUGUCAUCAGUACAUGAUGGUCAUCUUCGUUGAGGGCAACUUAGGAUCCAUCACUAAUAUUUUCAACGGACAUUGGCUCAGCCAAAUCAUGAUGAAUGGAUACCCUUCUGUCGACAGCUUCUUCUUCAUGAGCGGCCUCUUGGUGGCCUACGGCAUUCUGAGGGAAAGGAAACAUACUGGAAAAGUCAAUCUCCUCGUUUUCUACGUCCACAGAUACAUUAGGCUGGCAGUGCCCAUCCUACUUUUGUGCGGAUUUCUGGCCACUUUCACCGAGUACUUAGCCCACGGACCCAAUGCCCUUUGGUUGAAGGGAUCCUUUUCUCUGCAGGAGGCUUGCCAGAACUACUGGUGGAGAGAUGCGCUCUUCAUCACGAACUUCUUUGUUGCUAGAAGCACCCCGACAUCGUGUCUGGGCGUCUGUUGGUACACAGCAGUAGAUUUCCAAAUCUUCCUCUUUACCCCUCUGAUUUUGUUUCCAUUCUUAUGGGAAGAAUGCUUUCGGGUUACCAAGAGGAAACUAAAUAUUGUAGGUUUGGUCUGGCUUGGUGUUGUGGUUUGCAUCUCGGUUCUCGUUCCCGGGAUAAUUACCGGAAUUGAUGAGCUGCCUCCUACUGGAAUAAUGAGUUUAUCGGACAUGGAUAUGAGUUACAAAUACAAUAAGGAGGUGUACAUGGCCUCCUGGUGCAGAGCACAGCCUUACCUGGUCGGGAUGGGUCUCGGAAUCCUUUUCCGAAGAGAUGGCAAGAAGAAAGUCAAGUUGGAAAUGUGGCAAGUUGUUCUUGGAUGGUUGAUAGCAACGGCAACUGGACUAGCCGUUAUCUUCGGCAUGUAUGACUAUAACCAGAUUGGAAAAUACCCUGGGUACAACUGGGCUGACAGUGUGUUCUACGCGUCGCUGCACCGGCUUGCGUGGGGGCUGGCUCUUGCCUGGGUAGUCUUCGCGUGUCAUUAUGGAUAUGGAGGUGUAGUGAACAGCUUCUUGUCCCAUCCCUCCUGGCAACCUCUGAGUCGCCUGACUUACUGCAUGUUCCUGGUGGCGAUUCCUGUUCAGACGAUCAUCUAUGUCUACAAUGACUUCUACCCCCUUUAUUUCUCACAUCUGAACAAGGUUCUGGAAACAGUUGGCGCUCUGUUUGUCUCUGGCGUUGGGGCAGUUCUCCUCUCCCUCUGUACUGAAGCCCCCGUCAUGGGUCUCGAGAAGCUGCUUUUGAGGAGAGACAAAGAGAAGCGCUAGCUGUGGGGAGGGCAGUUUUUAGUGAUGGAAAUUGGACUGUGGCAGAGUCUCCCUCACCGAGGACGUCACGCAAUUGGAAUUUUAGAAGUUCAAGCGAAGAUGCAAUGCACUGCCUCCCUAAUGUUAUUCCACUGACAGCAUUUAAAUGCAUUUAUAUCUGUCUACUUAUUAACUUCUUCCUAAUGAACACCAUAUUCUUUGGAAGCGCGAAUUUCGAGUCAGUGGCCCCUUUAGUGGGCUUAUUCCAUAUGAAUAGGGUUACUCUAAUUAGUAUUAUAAUAAUAUUUAUUUGUAAUGUAGGAUAAGUGAUACAGUUUGGUUCAUUUGAGGCUUCAAGAUUAUCUUUGUGGCAUUUUAAGACACUUCAAACGAAGUCGCAUAUUUAAUUCUGUAGUUUUACUUUCGUAACCGGGAAUGAAUUGUUUAACUCACAAGUGACUUCGUUAACUAAGUGGCAAUUCGGUUCACUUAGGAAAUUCUAUAUUCACAAAAGGGUCCUUCACUUCACGCGGGAGAUGCAAAGUGACCUAAAAUGUCGUUUGAUUAACUAAAAAUAUACCCAAGUCAGAGGUUGCUUGGUUAACUCGGGGAUAACCGAGUGGAGACGAGGGUAACGUGGGAUCAUCUUCACAAAUAUGACGCCGUUUGGACAGUCAGGUCGUCUCCUCAAAUAAUGUUGUCAAUCAGAUGAAUAUCAAUUCUCCUCAAUUAAACUAAAUACAGACACA
Molecule: messenger RNA, 3380 nt
Organism: Macrobrachium nipponense
Lineage: Eukaryota; Metazoa; Arthropoda; Malacostraca; Decapoda; Palaemonidae
Product: nose resistant to fluoxetine protein 6-like
Exons: 18
Coding region: 181-2652 (823 amino acids)
Molecular function (GO): acyltransferase activity, transferring groups other than amino-acyl groups
Source: RefSeq, a predicted model, not a curated record